Acanthoscelides obtectus is the source of this 693-nucleotide messenger RNA. The record is from the annotation of a GenBank genome assembly. NCBI's taxonomy places the organism in Eukaryota, Metazoa, Arthropoda, Insecta, Coleoptera, Chrysomelidae.
AUGCGACAGGGCGCAAGAGCCAUUUUUCAUAAAUUCUGUGAGUGUGACGUUGUUUACAGUAUUAGAAAUAUGUGUAAACCGUUUUUUGAUGAUCUUGUUAAAACAUUCGGGUAUUACAAUUUUUUGCCUGAUGCUCUAGAUGAUUUAAAAUAUAACGAUGAUAUUGUGGUCUUGCCUCCAGACGCACAUUAUUUUGACUAACGAGGAGGAAUUGUACGAAAACCAACUGAUGGCAAAUGGAUUGCCACAAGAUGUUUCCGGCUGUUUCGCCAAAGUUCAGCUAAUGACGAGUUCUACACCAGCGACGAAGAGCCUUGAGUGGAGUGCGGAAACAUAAAAAUAAAUGAAUCUGAACGCGAUGACUUGGACUGGGAGAAAUGCAAUCCUAAAUAUUCCAUUUGGUCUGAGAAGCCAUCGUUAUGUGAAAUGAAUGCCAAUAGAGAUAAACUAGCGGAAGAGAUAAAGGAUUUGAAUCCUAAACUAUUUGAACUUUUCUUUUAUGAUCCGGUUUUGCAACAUAUUAUGUAUUUCAAAAUAAUCGGCAUAAUUUCAUCACCAGCAAAGAAGAAAUGAAAACCUUCAUAAAUGCGGACAUUUUCCUGCGAAGCUAGAGAAGCAAUUACGAUGUGCAGUAUGCCGUUCAAGGGUUUGUCAACACUAUGUAUUGAACGUGCAUGCUUCAAGUUACAUUAU